Cinclus cinclus is the source of this 2195-nucleotide messenger RNA. RefSeq names its product gamma-glutamyltransferase 5 (gene GGT5). Bases 372 to 2195 code for a protein of 607 amino acids. Gene Ontology annotation, biological process: leukotriene D4 biosynthetic process; inflammatory response; glutathione catabolic process. The transcript is spliced from 12 exons. The record is from RefSeq and is a predicted model, not a curated record. Gene Ontology annotation, cellular component: plasma membrane. Gene Ontology annotation, molecular function: leukotriene-C(4) hydrolase activity; glutathione gamma-glutamate hydrolase. Lineage: Eukaryota; Metazoa; Chordata; Aves; Passeriformes; Cinclidae.
AAGGCUCUAGCUUUGUACAGUGUGUUCAGCUUUUACUUCUUUGAGUAGUAAAACACUCCAAGUUUGCAGAGUAGCACUGAGGUAAUUUUCCCAGUGAUUCUCGUAGGCCACCUUUGGUAAGUAGUUUGUGUAUCAAGAAUGGGAAGCCAGAGAGGCUGUGAGAAGCCAAGGACCAGUGUGGAAAUUUCUCUUUGAAGUGCUCCAGGAGUAAACGUGUUAAAUGUUUUCAUCGGAGACGAAAAAAAAAAAAAAAAAAAAAAAAAAAAGCGCGAAUUGUGGAUCUGCAAUAAAAGUUUAUAAAAGAGAAAGAAAACCCCGCACGCCUAAGAGAGUAGGAAAGAAAGUACACGUUCGCUUUUUAGCAGCUUUUAAUGUUAGAAUGUAAUCGCUGGGGGCAGAGCCCACUGCAGUGGGACCUCCCUCGCAGAACUGCCGGGAUAAAUCCACUUCCCCCAGCAAGGCAGGCGCCUCCUCGAAAGGAGCGAGAGCCUUGCAGUUGCUCCGGAGCCACAGGAAUAGCCAUGUCCCCGGGGAAGAUCUGCUGCCUGGUGCUGCUGACCCUGGGAGCGCUGGCAGCGGCAGUGACACUUGCGGUGAUCCUGACUCAGCCCAGGUGCGGUCCGCAGCAGUACCUGCACGGUGCCGUGGCUGCUGACACCGAGAGCUGCUCCCUGGUCGGCCGGAACAUCCUGAAAAGUGGAGGCACAGCUGUGGAUGCUGCCAUUGCUGGCUUGAUCUGCACUUCAGUGAUGAACCCUCAGAGUUCAGGCCUGGGUGGUGGGGUCGUAUUUACCAUCUAUAAUGCCAGCACAGGAACAGUCGAGGUGAUCAACGCCCGCGAGACAGUCCCACGAGUGUUUCCUCAAAACUUACUGUCUGGCUGUAACACUGGUUUUCCUGUUGGUCCCUUCUGGAUUGGCGUGCCUGGAGAACUCCGUGGGUAUGAGGAAGCCCAUAAGCGACACGGCCGUUUACCAUGGAAAGCCCUGUUUGAACCAACCAUCAAGCUUCUUUCAGAGCCACUUGCCAUUUCCCCAGUUCUGGACAAAAUUCUCCAAGACCCAGCCUUCUCUGUUCUGGGGAGAAGACUGUGCCCACUGCUAUGUGAUGGUCAAAGGCUUCUGAAGCGUGGCGAGACCUUCCGGUGGCAAGCGCUGCAGCAAACACUGCAAGCUGUAGCAGAACAGGGAGCUGCAGCGUUUUAUGAGGGAGAGAUAGGAAGGGCCCUGGUGCAGGAUGUCCGCAAGGCUGGGUCCAGUCUCUCACUGGAGGACCUUCAGGCGUACAAAGCAGAGGUGUCCUCAGCUCUGAACAUCACCCUGAACAACGACACCAAAGUAUUUGCUCCAGGACCACCCAUGGGAGGUGCAGUGCUCAUGUUCAUCCUCAAGGUAUUGGAAGAGUAUAAAUUCCAUAAAGGAUCACUGGCAACACUCGAGGAGAAGGUAGAAACCUAUCACAACAUUGCAGAAGCCCUGAAGUUUGGCAACAUGCUAAGACCCUAUAUGAGUGACCCAGCCUUCUUUGAAGUUCCGGUGCCUGUGGGGACCCUGCUGUCUGACCAGUUUGCUGAGUUUGUGAGGCAGAAGAUAGACACUCGUGGUGACCACUCACUCAGCCACUACAACCUGCUGGAGUCCCUCUACAAUGACAAAUACAGAAGUAUGGGCACGAGCCACAUCUCUGUGCUGGCUGCUGAUGGCAGUGCUGUGUCUGCCACCAGCACUAUCAACUACCCGUUUGGCUCCUCUGUGUAUUCUAACCAAACCGGGAUCAUUUUAAAUAAUGAACUUGCUGACUUCUGCAUAACAAGGAGAAACAUUAAAUCAGGAGAGAAGCCUCCCUCAUCGAUGGUGCCUUCCAUCCUCAUCUCCAAGUCAGGAGACAUGCUGGUGAUUGGAGGAGCUGGGGGGUCCUGGAUUAUCAGUGCUACCACCAUGGGGAUUAUAAACAAGCUGUGGUUUGGCUACGACUUGGAACAAGCCAUUUCAGCUCCUGUCAUGCACACCCAGGGUGACAAUGUCCUGUUUGAGCAGUCUUUCAGCAAGGAGGUUAAGACUGGCCUGCUGGGAAGAGGACAUAAAGAAAAGAAAGAUCAAUUUGCAAUGAAUGUUGUACAGGGAAUUUCCAAGGAAGGAAAAUGCAUCUCUGCUUAUUCUGAUAAAAGGAAGCUGGGGAAAUCAGCUGGAUAUUAG